GUACGUAAAAAUGGCCGAAUCAACAUUGGACGGGGAAUCUGAACUCGAUACGAAACCCGUGAAGGACAUUCCCGUUAUCCAGGACCAAGGUUUUUUUCAACACGAUACUGGCGACACAUAUGACGGUUUCUUCGAGGCUAAGAAAAAGGAUAGGAGUGUUAAAAUGCAUGGUCCGGGCACAUAUACAACACAAGAGGGUGACAUUUACACCGGUACCUGGGACGCGGACCGCCUCGGUAGCAACGAAGAGGUUUCAAUCCAGUUCACAGACGGUUCCAGAUACGAGGGCGUUUUCAAGGACUGGUCUUACAACGGUCAGGGCAAAUACAUAUAUCCUGACAGCAGUGAUGUUAUGGGUAUCUUUGUUGAAAAUAUUCCAACGGGAACGUUGACUCUAACUGACCCCAAUGGCCACAAAUGGAUGGGGAAAGCUGAACAAGGUUUCGCUUGGCUUGACCCUGUCAAUCAUUUCUAUGAAAUGUUAGAAAGGUCUAAAGAAGUGAAGAGAUAUAGAAGGUCGGAACUUAGCGCGCGGUCGACGGCUUCUAAAAUUAAAACGGUACUUGAAGAGUAGAUCAAGUGGUUACUAUGGUGGAUACUUAUUACA
This is a messenger RNA of Pararge aegeria (speckled wood butterfly), 607 nucleotides long. RefSeq names its product radial spoke head 1 homolog. The record is from RefSeq and is a predicted model, not a curated record. Lineage: Eukaryota; Metazoa; Arthropoda; Insecta; Lepidoptera; Nymphalidae. The coding region runs from base 11 to 574 and encodes 187 amino acids. The transcript is spliced from 2 exons.